Striga hermonthica is the source of this 957-nucleotide messenger RNA. The record is from the annotation of a GenBank genome assembly. Lineage: Eukaryota; Viridiplantae; Streptophyta; Magnoliopsida; Lamiales; Orobanchaceae.
AUGAUGGGAAGAUGCUUCGCCUCGGCUCCGUCUCCGAACGCGAGAGAAUUGAAUAAGUUUCAGGCUGUCACCGGCUUGCAGCACGUCGCUGAAGGUCGCAGAUUCAAGGCAUGGCUCUUGGAUCAGUUUGGGGUCUUACACGAUGGGAAACAGCCAUACCCGGGUGCCAUUGCCACAUUGGAGAAAUUGGCGAAUUCUGGUGCAAAGAUGGUAGUCAUAAGUAACUCCUCAAGGCGUGCAUCAACAACCAUUGAAAAGUUGAGUAGCCUUGGCUUUAAUCCCUCUCUCUUUCUGGGAGCUAUAACCAGUGGGGAGUUAACACACCAGUACCUACUGAGGAGAGAUGAUCCAUGGUUUGCUGGUAUUGGGAGCUCUUGCAUUCACAUGACCUGGAAUGAUCGAGGUGCUAUAUCUCUUGAGGGCUUAGGGCUCCAGGUUGUGGAUAAUGUCGAAGAAGCUGAUUUUGUUUUGGCUCAUGGAACUGAAGCUUUGGGACUUUCAUCUGGACAUGCACUCCCAAAGACACUUGACGAACUUAACGAAAUUUUGGGGCAAUGUGCUGCGAAAAAGAUCCCCAUGGUUGUUGCAAAUCCGGAUUUUGUUACCGUUGAGGCUAGAGCUCUACGUGUGAUGCCUGGAACAUUGGCAGCAACAUAUGAGAAGCUAGGCGGAGAAGUGAAAUGGAUGGGCAAACCUGGCGAGAUUAUAUAUAAAUCGGCCAUAGAAAUGGCUGGUGCGGAAGCUGCCGAUUGCAUUGCUGUUGGCGAUUCCCUCCACCACGACAUUAAAGGAGCAAACAUUGCCGGUAUAGCUUCGGCUUUCAUCACCGGUGGGGUUCACGCAACUGAACUUGGACUAAGUACAUUUGGACAAACUGCAGAUGAUUCUUCUGUUCAUUCUCUCGUCAGAAAAUACGAUGCUUAUCCAACAUAUGUUCUUCCUUCAUUCACAUGGUAG